AGUGGAAGAAUUCUUUCUUUCUCCUCUUCUUCGUCUUCGUUGUGGAUGUGUGGAGUGUCAAAUUUUUUUUUCGCUGGAGCAGUGGGAUGAAUGCUCGCGCAGCACGGAGAGAGAGUGGAGUGUGUGAGAAAAAUCGAUAGGUUUUUAGGGGCAGCUGACCCAUCUAUUCUAUGAUCCAGGAUUGAUUGUUACUGGCGUGCCUUCCUUCUUGAAUCUUCUUCUAUAAAAGCUUGUGGCCGGACAGACCAUUUCUCCCUCGCUCGCUCGCUCGCUCCUCUUUUCCUUGACUUUCUUCCUGAGAAGAAGUCGUUUUUUCCUUCCUCUCUUCAGUCCUCUCCAUCCCGCUGCAAUUGUUUGCUGGGUCACUGUAAUUUAAUCGAUCGAUUCGAUCCACUGCGAUGUGAAUGGCAGCAGCAUGUAGAUCUGGAUCAUCCUUUCCAGGAAGGGAAAAAGAGAAGCUCCCCCACAUCUUUCAGUUGAUCGGUCGAGCGAGAAAUUAGACUCUAGAGCGAAAGACAAAGCGGUUUAUGUUGCGGGGAGUGCUGCCUGGCUCGAGACAGCAUCGCCGAGAUCUGAUCAAAUCGCAAAGUUGAGAAACAAGCAUCACAGUUUGAUCUGGAGAUCGUGUUGUGUCGGACCAGGCUUCAUUCCCCUCAGCUACAAAUUUGCGUCCCUCGUUUCUCUGCUCGCUCAGUCCUCGAUCGAUGGAAAGCUUCGAUUUUUCUCUUUUCUCUGUUGCUCACUUACGUGUGCGUCCCGUUUCUGCAGAUUCUUUCUUCUCCUUUUCUUCGUUUCUAGUAACUGUUGUUUUCAGUCGGAAAGAAGAAGCUUCUCAAGAACACAUUUUACUCGCUGCGCUGCGGGUUCCAGGCUUCGUGAUGAAUCCAUCCAUGGCUUCCGUUCCUGGCGAUUCAUUCAAAAGUCUGUAUGGUUGCUGCCAUCAUAAGAUUCGCUUUUGGCAAGAUGACAACGAACUGCAAACAAAGCGUUUCUGUUCUGAGAUAUUGGAACAUCCCUCCAUUCAUCUUUCCAAGAAGAAGAAGAUUUAAACGCGAUAGUUCAAUGUAAUCCAAUCUUAUCACGCAAUUUUUCCUUGUAAGAUCGUUUGUUUCUUCAAGUAUUAUCCUUUGUUUCGUGUCUGCCAA
Selaginella moellendorffii is the source of this 1145-nucleotide messenger RNA. RefSeq lists its product as uncharacterized. NCBI's taxonomy places the organism in Eukaryota, Viridiplantae, Streptophyta, Lycopodiopsida, Selaginellales, Selaginellaceae. The record is from RefSeq and is a predicted model, not a curated record. The transcript is spliced from 3 exons. Bases 705 to 1049 code for a protein of 114 amino acids.